Suncus etruscus (white-toothed pygmy shrew) is the source of this 1955-nucleotide messenger RNA. RefSeq names its product adhesion G protein-coupled receptor E3 (gene ADGRE3). The coding region runs from base 1 to 1860 and encodes 619 amino acids. Gene Ontology annotation, biological process: adenylate cyclase-activating G protein-coupled receptor signaling pathway; cell surface receptor signaling pathway. Lineage: Eukaryota; Metazoa; Chordata; Mammalia; Eulipotyphla; Soricidae. The record is from RefSeq and is a predicted model, not a curated record. Gene Ontology annotation, molecular function: calcium ion binding; G protein-coupled receptor activity. The transcript is spliced from 15 exons. Gene Ontology annotation, cellular component: membrane.
AUGCUGGCUGAGGGGGAUUUGUCUCGGGAUUCAGGAUACCUGAACGAGUGUGAGCCGCCCCUGAGCACUGAUUGCGGGCCCCAUGCUCAGUGCCACAAUGUUCCCGGGACCUUCCUCUGUGCCUGUGAUCCCGGCUUUGAGCUCCACACUGGAAAGACCGAGUUCAACAACACGCAGGAGAACAGCUGUCAGAGAACAAGCCAAGGUGGGAAUGAGCUGCGGGAGCUGGUGGAGGACGCUGCGGCCCAGCUGAGCGGGCCCCUCUGGGAAGGGGCAGACCAGGCCCAGGUGUCGGCUGAAGCAUCCCGGUUCCUCCAGAGCGUGGAGCAGCGCGCACUCAACAUCAGUCUGCGCGCUCCCGAGAAGGUGCAGAGGAUCCAGAACAGCUCUGUGGCGGCUGAGACGCGAGUGGUCCGGCACUGCCCAUCGGGAGGGGACCCCAUCAGCCUGCAGGCCCACAGGGACACCAUGGAGAUUGACUGUCGGGAUGUGCACCCUGAAAAUGGCUCAGCCCUCGCCUGCUGCCAUAGCUGCAGCCACAAGCCCAGGGCAGGUGGGCCAGCACUGGCCCCAGGCCCAGAUGCCGCUGCUCAAGAACUUUCUGUGACUGGAAGGUCAGACCAAUUCUGGGAAACUGCCAAGGGAAGGCCUGGAGCUGUCGCCUUCAUCUCCUAUGAGUCUCUUUCGAGCAUCCUCAAUACCUCUUUCUUUGGAGCCGAGCCUGGGCAAACGGGCCUGGUCGUGGGUUCACACAUUGUGAGCGUGGCUGUGAGCCGAGGGAUAGGAGUGACCCUCUCCCGGCCUGUGACACUGACAUACCAGCGGGUGCAGACGGCUGUGUCCAGCCUGACCAUCUGUGUCUACUGGGAUGGCUCAGCGGGUGGCAGUCGUUGGAGCACGGAGGGCUGUGAGCUGCUGCAGGUAAACUGGAGCCAUGUCACAUGCAGUGUCCAGCAUCUGUCCAGCUUCGCCGUCCUCAUGGCCUUCAAGCAGCAGGAGGAGGACCCCGCCCUGACCAUCAUCACCUACGUGGGGCUGAGCCUGUCCUUGCUGUGCCUGCUGCUGGCCGUGCUCACCUUCCUGCUGUGUAGAACCAUCCAGAAUACCAGCACCACCAUCCACCUGCACCUCUGCCUCUGCCUCUUCCUGGCCCACCUGCUCUUCCUCACGGCCAUUGACAGAACCGAUCUCCAGGUGCUGUGUGCCGUGACGGCGGGUGCCCUGCAUUACCUGUACCUGGCGGCCUUCACCUGGAUGCUGCUGGAGGGACUGCACCUGUUCCUCACCACGAGGAACCUGAGCGUCGCCAACUACUCCCAGAGGGCCGUGUCGGCCUGGUGGCUGUUCCCCGCGGGCUACGGCAUCCCGGCUAUCAUCGUGGCCUCGUCAGCAGCAGCUGCACCUCACUUCUAUGGCACCCCUGAACGCUGCUGGCUGAAGGUGACACAGGGGUUCAUCUGGGUUUUCCUGGGUCCAGCCUGUGCCAUCGGUUGCGUGAAUUUCCUGAUUUUCAUCGUGGUCCUUUGUAUCUUGAGGAAGAAGCUUUCCUCUCUCAACAGCGAGGUGUCCACCAUCCGUAACAUCAGGAUGCUGACGCUCAAGGCCACAGCGCAGCUCUUCAUCCUGGGGUGUACCUGGCUCCUGGGCCUGCUGCAGUUUGGCCCUGCGGCUCGAGUCAUGGCAUAUGUCUUCACGAUCACCACCAGCCUGCAGGGCAUCUUCCUCUUCCUGGUCUACUGUGUCCUCAACCAGCGGGUGCAGAGGUGGGCUUGGGAGUGCAUAAAACCGAAAUCUGAGCCCAAGGACAUCACGUUGUCCAGCAGGUUCGGGACCGACUCCAAGCCGGAUGAGAGCAAAUGAAGAGAAAGUACUGAAAGGACAUUCAUCUCUGCAAUGGGUAAAUCCAUCCCCAGGGAACCAAUUGGCAUCUUGAUGAAGGCGACUCCAAGAAGGAC